Molecule: messenger RNA, 3828 nt
Organism: Theileria orientalis strain Shintoku
Lineage: Eukaryota; Apicomplexa; Aconoidasida; Piroplasmida; Theileriidae
Product: calcium-transporting ATPase
Exons: 3
Coding region: 1-3828 (1275 amino acids)
Biological process (GO): intracellular calcium ion homeostasis; calcium ion transmembrane transport
Cellular component (GO): membrane
Molecular function (GO): ATP hydrolysis activity; ATP binding; P-type calcium transporter activity
Source: RefSeq, a predicted model, not a curated record
AUGACGGAAAAUUCUGAAGAAUUGGAAUUUUUGGAAAGCCCUCAUAUUCUGGAACCUCAAGAAGUAUUGAAGCACUACCGAGUUAACCCUGACUACGGUUUGAGAGAUGAACAAGUGUCACACCAUCGUGAACUAUUUGGAUCGCACACAUUUGUAAAGCCGAAGAAGGCGUCGGUUCUAUUCCUGUUUGUGUCACAGUUCGACGACCUGCUCGUUAAAAUACUGCUGUCAGCGGCAGUGAUAAGCUUCCUGCUGACAGCAUUUGACCCAAACGAAAAGGCGCACAUAUCGUCGUUCAUUGAGCCGAUAGUUAUCCUGUUCAUACUUAUACUUAACGCAAUAGUAGGCGUGUGGCAGGAGGCGAACGCAGAGAAGGCGCUCGAGGCGCUGAAGAAGCUGCAGCCGACGCUGGCAACGUGCCUCAGGAACGGAGUGUGGAGCACCUUCGACACGGACCAGCUGGUGGUGGGCGACAUCGUUAAGGUCAAAAACGGAGAUAAAAUACCCACAGACCUGCGAGUAGUCAGAGUGUACUCGACGUCGCUGCUGGUGGAGCAGUCGCAGCUGACGGGGGAGUCCUUUCUGAUAUACAAGACGACGGAGCCGCUGCCGAAGGACCACGAAAAGUGCGAGCUUCAGAGCAAGACGAACAUACUGUUCGGAAGCACGACAGUGUGCAGCGGAAGCGCACUGGGAGUGGUAAUCUCGACGGGCAUGAAGACGGAGAUAGGAGCGAUCCAGAGCGCAGUGAUCGAGGCGAGCAACGAAAACACGACCACACCGCUGCAGAGAAUGCUCAACGACUUCGGAACGAACCUGUCGAAGGUGAUCACAGUGAUCUGCGUGAUAGUAUGGGCAAUCAACUUCAGGAACUUCAGCGACCCAGUGCACGGCUCAACGCUGAGAGGGUGCAUUUAUUAUUUUAAGAUAGCCAUAGCACUGGCAGUGGCAGCGAUCCCAGAGGGGCUGCCGGCAGUUAUCACGACGUGUCUGGCACUGGGCACGCGGAAAAUGGCGAAGAGGAACGCGAUCGUGAGGAAGCUGCCCUCAAUAGAGACGCUGGGCUGCACGACGGUGAUAUGCAGCGACAAGACGGGCACGCUGACGACGAACAGAAUGACCUCGACGGUGCUGAACCUGUUUAACGACAGGAACAAGCUGAGGUACAUACACAUGCCGACGAAUCCGAAAGGAUCACACAAGUCAUCAGAUGAGGCACAAAACAUUAGAGUGACCAUUAAUGGGUUCGGAGAAAGAGGAUUCUCAGUGGCAGAGUCAUUUGACGGGCCAAUAGAAGUGCUCACACACACGCUGCUCAAGUGCGCAUCACUGUGCUCAGACGUGACGAUAACGACAAGCUCAAGUUACGCGAAAAAUAGACACAGCGGAGAUAAGGACGUUAACGUGAACGAGUACUCAGGGCUCCUGCUGGAAGGAGAGCCGACGGAAGUGGCGAUCAUAGAAAUGGUCAACAACCUGGGAAGUUUCCUGAUCAACUGUGACUCGACGCACCUGGACGCAAUGGGGAAGCAAAUAUUUGACAAAGGAUCAACGAAGGAAACAAAGAAGAAGCCGAAGAGAAGGCUGUUGUCGUCAAGAAGUAACGUGACGGUGUCCUCAGACGAGGAGACGACGCUGCCGAGAGAUUCGAGUAGUUCGUCGAGUCUGAAAGAUGACGCGGCGACGAUGGGAAAGAAGGCGCUGAAGAGUCCGACCCCUAAAAGUCCGACCUCGAGAAGUCCCACGCCAAAGAGUCCGUCCGCGAAGAGCAGCAGCAAGGCGCAGAAGCAGGCAGAUAAGAAGACGAGCUCAGAUGAAACGCCGACGUCGCUGCAAUAUAGGAAGUACCUGGCGAAGGAGGCGACGCUGGAGUUCUGCAGAACGAGGAAGAUGAUGAGCGUUAUCGUGAAGGAUGAAACGAAAAGCUCAGAUAACCUGUACGUGUACACGAAAGGAGCGCCGGAGAGUGUGCUGGAGAUAUGCACGUCGUACAUGGGCCCGAACGGAAGUCAAAAUAAAAUGACGAAGGAAGUGAAGGAGGAAGUGCUGAACCAAGUGAAGCUGCUGGCGAACGAGGCGCUGAGAGUGCUCUCGUUCUGCUACAGAGAAGCUUCGAAAAAGGACUUGGAAGUGUACCACGCAAUAUCACACGCAGGAAGUAAGGGAGGAGGCACGAGCAACUUCGCGAAAAUAGAAAAGGACAUGGUCUUCCUGGGCGUGGUGGGAAUCAUGGACCCGCCGAGGCCGGAAGUGAAGGACUCAAUAAGUAAGUGCAUGAGAGCAGGAAUUAGAGUGAUCAUGAUCACAGGAGACAAUAAGCUGACUGCGGAGGCGAUCGCAAGAAAGGUGGGAAUCAUAAGACAGACGAUAGCAACAACACUCACCAACUACAACGUGGAGCCGUCGCCGACGAGUAACCUCACAGGCAAGGAGUUCGAGGCGCUGACGAACGAAAACCAGAAGAAGCUGCUGAGUAACACGUGUCUGGUAUUCUCGCGCACGGAGCCGCGGCACAAGCAGCAAAUCGUGUCAAUACUGAAGGACCUGGGAGAGAUCGUGGCAAUGACAGGAGACGGAGUCAACGACGCGCCUGCGCUUAAGAUGGCGGACAUAGGAAUCAGCAUGGGAAUCAACGGCACGGAGGUGGCGAAGGAGGCCUCGGACAUGAUCCUGGCGGACGACAACUUUAAGACGAUCGUGUCAGCAAUUGAGGAGGGACGCUGCAUAUACAGCAACAUGAAGGCGUUCAUAAGGUACCUGAUCAGCAGCAACAUCGGAGAAGUGGUGAGCAUAUUCAUGACGGCGAUGCUGGGGAUCCCGGAGGGGAUGCUGCCAGUGCAGCUGCUCUGGGUUAACCUGGUGACGGACGGACCGCCGGCGACGGCGCUGGGAUUCAACCCGCCGGACCCGCUGGUGAUGAAGAAGGACCCGAGGAGCAAGGACGACAAGCUGAUCGACAAGCUGACGCUCUUCAGGUACCUGCUUAUCGGAGCGUACGUGGGCCUCGCGACGUGCGGAAUCUUCAUCAUGUACUUCGUGAGAGGAGUCUCGCCGAACGAGGGAAACACGCUGGUGACCUUCAGGCAGCUGCGCGAGUGGGGAAACUGCAGCGAGUGGACGGACUUCGCGGCGAACAACAUCUACGACAUGCAGGAGAGCUGCGACUACUUCACGGUGGGCAAGAUCAAGGCGUCCACGCUCUCGCUGACGACGCUGGUGGUGCUGGAGAUGUUCAACGCCUUCAACGCGCUCUCGGAGGACUCCUCGCUGCUCGUGAUGCCGCCCUGGAAGAACCUCUACCUCGUGCUCGCGACGCUCUUCAGCAUCGGCAUCCACUGCCUGAUACUCUACGUCCCCUUCCUCGCGACGCUCUUCAACGUGGUACCGCUGGACCUCUACGACUGGAAGUGGGUGGUGAUAUGGUCGCUGCCGGUGGUGCUGAUCGACGAGCUCUUCAAGCUCUUCAAGCGGGCCUACAAGUUCUACACGAAGCCGAAGCUGCGGCACCUGAGGAAGGGCGACCGCGCGAAGCAGCAGGGGGACGUGCAGCUGAAGGCGCCCUCGAGUCGGCAGGACACUGCGGACGCGGACGCCGCCGCCUCGGCGCCCAAGAAGAAGGGCCCGAGGGCUUUCUGGAGGCAGCCCUCCAGCGGCCUCGGCUCGCGCUCCUUCGGCGACAGGUUCAGCAGCAGCCUGAGCUUCCUGAUGGAUCGGGUGAGCUCUAGCUUGCCCUUCAGCCGCAGCAACAGCGACAGCAGCAACGACACGGAGGUGACUGCUGAGCCCUCGGACACGGAGCUGAAGGACGCCCCGAAUAUGAAAAAGUAG